Molecule: messenger RNA, 846 nt
Organism: Raphanus sativus (radish)
Lineage: Eukaryota; Viridiplantae; Streptophyta; Magnoliopsida; Brassicales; Brassicaceae
Exons: 1
Coding region: 1-846 (281 amino acids)
Source: RefSeq, a predicted model, not a curated record
AUGUUCGCCGCCGGCGAGGAGCCUCUAGGCGAGCGUAUCAACUCUUACCACAGAACCCGGAGGACAGAAAUGCUAAUCAAGGCUCUAGAACCAGAAGAGUUAGACUUCCUUCGUCAAUCAACCUUCGGGAAGAUCCUCGACAUAUACGAGAAUCCACCGUUCUCUGGUGCUUUCGGCCAGUACAUCAUUGUUAGGCUUCUGAAAGUUAACAAAAAGUAUGAAAUAUGGAUCCUGUUCGCCGGAACUCCUGUUAGGAUGUCUCUCCGUGAGUUCGCAAUAGUCACUGGGCUCAAUUGCGACAAGAUCCCAGAACCUCCGUUGAAGAAAAAAAAUCUCCUCAAUGAGAAGCUCUACUGGAACGAGCUUUUUGGGUCUCUCAAGAGUUGCACCGUCGACACCGUCAUUGAUAUGCUCAAGAAGAAGAUUGUUAAAGACAGAGACACUAGGAUUAAAUUUGCUUGCCUUGCCAUCACGUCAUCUAUUUUGUUCCCCUCGUCUCAUAAUCCGGGCAUUAUCCGGGAGCACGUCGAGAUGAUCAGAGAUCUAAACGAAUUUCUUGCUUACCCAUGGGGCAGAGCUUCUUAUCUGACGCUCAUCACAUAUAUUGUGUCCAAGGAUGAGAUAGCUUUAUCACAGUCCUCUGUAGCUAUUAGGGGUUACGUCGAGGCUCUCCAACUUGUGAUGAUUGCCGCUGUCCCACAGCUUAAAGAAGAAAUCACACACAACUGGCCAGUUGUGAUUGUUGAGGCCGAUAGCGACGGCGAGACACCUGAUGAAGCUGAGCCUCCUACGGAGCUAAUCUGCUCAGCUCCGAUAAACAAUCGCCGGCCAACAAGUUCUGCCUAA